Messenger RNA from Amaranthus tricolor (Joseph's coat), 4127 nucleotides. Its product is annotated as protein TOPLESS-like. NCBI's taxonomy places the organism in Eukaryota, Viridiplantae, Streptophyta, Magnoliopsida, Caryophyllales, Amaranthaceae. Gene Ontology annotation, biological process: regulation of DNA-templated transcription. Bases 256 to 3675 code for a protein of 1139 amino acids. The record is from RefSeq and is a predicted model, not a curated record. Gene Ontology annotation, molecular function: protein binding. The transcript is spliced from 26 exons.
UUUAUGCAAAUAUUUCUUCCUUUUUUCAACUUGUAAUAUUUUAAUCAUUUUAUCUCUCUCUAAAAAUCUCAAACUUUUUCUAUACAGAAAACGAAGAGAGAGGAAUUAAGACACAUCCUUUUUAUUUUCUUCUUUUUAUUUUCACUCCUUUUUUGAAAUUCUGUAUCGUAUGGAUCUCUUCCAUUGGUUUGACAGAUCUGAGUGCAUUUAAACCGAUAGCUGAAUUCUGGGUGUAAAAACAAAAAGGAAUCAAAGAUGUCCUCUCUUAGUAGGGAACUUGUUUUUUUGAUUUUACAGUUUUUAGAUGAAGAAAAGUUCAAAGAAACUGUACACAAGCUUGAACAAGAAUCAGGGUUUUACUUUAAUAUGAAGUAUUUUGAGGAUGAAGUACAUAAUGGUAACUGGGAUGAGGUUGAGAAGUAUCUAUCCGGUUUUACCAAAGUUGAUGAUAAUAGGUAUUCCAUGAAGAUAUUCUUUGAAAUUAGAAAACAAAAGUAUUUAGAGGCAUUGGACAAGAACGAUCGGUCGAAAGCAGUGGAUAUACUUGUGAAGGAUCUUAAAGUUUUCUCUUCUUUCAAUGAAGAGUUGUUUAAGGAAAUUACUCAGUUGUUAACAUUGGAGAAUUUCAGGGAGAAUGAGCAGCUAUCGAAGUAUGGUGAUACAAAAUCUGCAAGGGCAAUCAUGUUUGUUGAGCUCAAGAAGCUUAUUGAAGCGAAUCCAUUGUUUCGUGACAAAUUGCAGUUCCCAAACCUUAAGAAUUCAAGGUUGCGGACAUUGAUUAAUCAAAGCUUAAAUUGGCAGCAUCAACUCUGUAAGAACCCUAGGCCAAAUCCUGAUAUUAAGACCCUGUUUGUGGAUCACUCGUGUGGGCAACCAAAUGGUGCUCGUGCUCCAUCACCUGCAAAUAAUCCUCUCUUAGGAGCAUUGCCUAAAUCAGGAGGCUUUCCACCUUUGGGUGCACAUGGGCCGUUUCAACCGACACCUUCGCCUGUACCAGCUCCUCUUGCUGGAUGGAUGUCCAAUCCUGCUGUUGUGCCUCAUCCUGCCGUAUCUGGGGGUCCUAUUGGGCUUGGUGCUCCGUCUAUUCCUGCUGCCCUAAAGCAUCCAAGGACUCCAACAAAUUCUUCCAUGGAUUAUCCAUCUGGAGAUUCCGAUCAUGUUGCCAAAAGAACAAGACCUUUAGGAAUCGCGGAUGAGGUUAAUCUUCCGGUGAAUGUACUGCCAGUGUCUUUCCCAGGCCAUGGUCAUAGUCAGGCAUUCAAUGCUCCUGAUGAUUUACCCAAAACAGCGGCUAGAACUUUGAACCAAGGGUCAUCUCCGACGAGCAUGGAUUUUCAUCCUUCUCAGUUGACAUUAUUGCUGGUUGGUACAAAUGUUGGAGACAUAGCAUUAUGGGAAGUUGGCUCCCGUGAAAGGCUGGUUUUGAGAAACUUUAAAGUUUGGGAUCUCAGUACGUGUUCAAUGCCUCUUCAGGCAGCUCUAGUGAAAGAUCCUGCAGUGUCUGUUAACCGGGUUAUUUGGAGUCCUGAUGGAAACUUAUUUGGGGUUGCUUACUCAAGGCAUAUUGUGCAAAUAUAUUCAUAUAACGGCGGUGAAGCUGUACGACAACAUUUAGAGGUUGAUGCGCACGUUGGAGGAGUGAAUGAUAUUGCCUUUUCUACUCCCAACAAGCAACUUUGUGUUAUCACGUGUGGGGAUGACAAGACAAUCAAGGUGUGGGAUGCUGCUUCGGGUGCCAAGCAGUACACGUUUGAGGGCCAUGAGGCCCCUGUAUAUUCAGUGUGCCCACAUUACAAAGAAAACAUACAGUUCAUAUUUUCAACUGCUGUUGAUGGGAAAAUAAAAGCUUGGUUAUAUGACAAUCUGGGCUCUAGAGUGGAUUAUGAUGCCCCAGGUCGCUGGUGUACGACCAUGGCUUACAGUCAAGACGGGAGCAGGCUUUUUUCAUGUGGUACAAGUAAAGAUGGUGAGUCGCAUAUAGUUGAAUGGAAUGAAAGCGAAGGUGCUGUGAAGCGAACCUAUCAAGGUUUUCGAAAAAGGUCUCUGGGUGUCAUUCAGUUUGACACAACUAAGAAUCGUUAUUUGGCUGCUGGAGAUGAUUUUUCCAUUAAAUUCUGGGAUAUGGACAAUGUGCAGCUAAUGACUACUAUUGAAGCUGAUGGAGGGCUCCCAGCCAGUCCACGUAUCCGUUUCAACAAAGAUGGUACACUUCUGGCAGUCUCUGCUAGUGAGAAUGGAAUAAAAAUUUUGGCAAAUUCUGAAGGUCUUCGGCUAUUACGGACAUGUGAAAAUCUUUCUUAUGAUUCUUCUCGAGCAUCUGAAUCUUUGACGAAGCCUUCAAUAAAUCCCAUUUCUGCAGCAGCAGCAGCAGCAGCUUCUGCUGCUACUAGCUCUGGACUCCCUGACAGAAGCGGCCCUAUGGUAUCCAUGGCUGGCAUGAUGAAUGGAGAUACUCGAAGUAUGGGAGAUGUGAAAUCACGAAUUCUUGAAGAAACCAACGACAAAUCUAAAAUUUGGAAGCUUUGCGAAAUAAGUGAACCGUCUCAGUGUCGGUCAUUGAGGCUCCCGGAACACAUGAGAGCGGCUAAGAUAUCAAGACUGAUCUAUACAAACUCAGGUAAUGCUAUCUUGGCAUUAGCUUCAAAUGCAAUUCACUUGCUUUGGAAAUGGCAGAGAAAUGAACGCAACUCUGGUGGGAAGGCAUCAUCUACUGUUCCACCUCAGCUUUGGCAACCCUCUAGUGGCAUUUUGAUGACAAAUGAUGUAACUGAUGCAAAUCCGGAUGAGACUGUUCCUUGCUUUGCCUUGUCCAAAAACGAUUCAUACGUCAUGUCCGCAUCAGGAGGAAAGAUUUCCCUUUUUAAUAUGAUGACAUUUAAGACAAUGACGGUCUUUAUGCCUCCACCACCGGCAGCAACAUUUCUUGCUUUUCACCCUCAAGAUAACAAUAUAAUAGCAAUUGGCAUGGAUGAUUCAACUAUCCAGAUAUAUAACGUUCGAGUAGACGAGGUUAAAAGCAAAUUAAAAGGUCACUUGAAAAGAAUAACUGGUUUGGCGUUCUCACAUUUGUUAAAUGUGCUGGUUUCAUCAGGUGCAGAUGCUCAAAUAUGUUUGUGGAGCUCAGAUAACUGGGAAAAGCAACGAUCUAAAUCUUUGCAACUUCCUUCGGGCAGAGAGCCAACUGCCCAAUCGGAUACCCGUGUCCAGUUUCAUCAAGAUCAGAUGCAUUUCCUGGUUGUACACGAAACACAACUGGCAAUUUUUGAAACAAAACAAUUAGAAUGUGUCAAGCAGUGGGUUCCUCGUGAGUCUUCUGCUCCUAUAUCCCAUGCUGCGUUUUCUUGUGAUAGUCAACUAGUGUAUGCCAGCUUCUUGGACGCAACCGUUUGUGUGUUCAGUGCGUCAAACCUCAGACUCAGAUGUCGGAUAAAUCCUUCCGCAUAUCUUCCAGCCAAUGUCAGUAGUUCUAAUGUCCAUCCGCUUGUCAUUGCUGCACACCCACAAGAAGCAAACCAAUUUGCGGUGGGACUUUCAGACGGUGGUGUUCAUGUAUUUGAGCCACUCGAAUCUGAAGGAAAAUGGGGUAUACCCCCUCCCAUGGAAAACGGAUCUGGAGGAAGUGUGCCAACCACGCCUUCCGUAGGACCUUCAGGCUCAGAUCAACAACAAAGAUGAUACAAUGACUUAUUUUCUUGUGCUCUUUUUGCUGGCAUGUUUUCCAUUUAGGUAUGAUCAGUUUUUCUCGUUGUCGUGUUUGUCAAUCAGCUUGACACAAUUAUUAUUCUCUGAGCUGAGAACGUGACUCGAUUCUCAAAUGAUCCAACCUUUUCCUCAAUUUCACCUGCAUGCAGGUGUAGGUUCAGCCUCAGGCUAUAUAUUUUCACCUGUAUAUGUAUCUACUCAAGUUCGUUUAGAGUUUUAACAAGUUUAAGUCGUAGCAACUCAAAAGUAUAUACAGGAGUAUCAAUUCUCAAGUGUUCUCUUGUGUUGUCGAAAUCUUUUCUAGAAUCUAAUCUUAUAAUCUCCUUUGUGAGACGUGUUUCAGUUUGUACCAUAAUAUUGGUCUAUAUUUUGCGGAACACUGUAUUUUCUUGGUUUAUAGUUGACGUGCAAAGGUGCAAUCGAUA